AUGUUAAUCAUUUUCUUUCUUUCUUUCUAUCUUUUCCCAAUGAGUGAUUUCGAUAUCCCCCUUGCUAUCAAUUUCUUUCUUUCUUUCUUUCUUUCUUUCUUUCCUUCUUUCUUUCUUUCUUUCUUUCUUUCUUUCUUUCUUUCUUUCUUUUCCCAAUCAGUGAUUUCGAUAUCCCCCUUGCUAUCAAUUUUUCUUUCUUUCUUUUUUCUUUCUUUCUUUAUUUUUUUCUUUUCUUUCUUUCUUUCUUUCUUUUUUCUUUCUUUUUCUUUCUUUCUUUCUUUUCCCAAUUUAUCCCCCUUUCUUUUUCUUUCUUUUUUUUCUUUUCCCCCAAUCAGUGAUUUCGAUAUCCUCCUUGCUAUCAAUUUCUUUCUUUCUUUCUUUCUUUCUUUUCUUUCUUUCUUUCUUUCUUUCUUUCUUUCUUUUCUUUCUUUUUUCCAAUCACCAUACCUAUCUCCGUCUGUUCUAUGUCAGUCUGAUCAUUAUCUAUCUAUCUAUCUAUCUAUCUAUCUAUCUCAUUCUAUAGUUAAAAUAAGCUAUAUUUAUGAUGGAAGCGAUCUAUCUAUCUAUCUAUCUAUUUAUCUAUCUAAUUCUGUCCAUCUCUUUAUUUCUCUCUCUCUCUAUCUUACUAUCACACCCUGUUCUUCAUCUGUUCAUAUUUUUUCCUUUCUUUGUUUUUCAAUUUUUCAUAUCUAUCUAUCUAUCUAUCUAUCUAUCUAUCUAUCUAUCUUUCUCUCAUCUAUCUAUCUAUCUAUCUAUCUAUCUAUCUAUCUAUCUUUGUCUAUCUUUCUGUUAAUAUGUAGCACCCACCUCUAUUUCUAUCUAUCUAUCUAUCUAUCUAUCUAUCUAUCUAUCUAUCUAUCUGGCUCUUCUAUCUAUCUAUCUAUCUAUGAAGUCUGUUAUCUAUCUAUCUAUUCUAUCUAUCUAUAUCUAUCUAUCUAUCUAUCAUUCUAUCCUCCCACUUUUCUCUGA
Messenger RNA from Acanthosepion pharaonis, 969 nucleotides. The record is from the annotation of a GenBank genome assembly. Lineage: Eukaryota; Metazoa; Mollusca; Cephalopoda; Sepiida; Sepiidae.